Molecule: messenger RNA, 3365 nt
Organism: Ahaetulla prasina
Lineage: Eukaryota; Metazoa; Chordata; Lepidosauria; Squamata; Colubridae
Gene: SRM
Product: spermidine synthase
Exons: 8
Coding region: 92-982 (296 amino acids)
Biological process (GO): spermidine biosynthetic process
Cellular component (GO): cytosol
Molecular function (GO): spermidine synthase activity
Source: RefSeq, a predicted model, not a curated record
CGCCGCUCUCCUCCUCCUCCUCCUCCUCGCCCCCCCCUCCCCGUCUGCGAGGCAGCGGAGGCCGGGCCGGGCCGGGCUGGGCUGGGCGGGCAUGGAGGCCGGUGCGGCCGGAGGCGCCGUCUCGCCGGAGGGCUGGUUCCGCGAGACCUGCAGCCUGUGGCCCGGCCAGGCGCUCUCCCUGCAGGUGGAGGAGGUGCUGCACCACCAGCGCUCGCCCUUCCAGGAGAUCCUCGUCUUCCGCAGCAAAACCUACGGCAACGUCCUGGUUCUUGACGGGGUCAUCCAGUGCACCGAAAGGGACGAAUUCUCCUACCAGGAAAUGAUCGCCAACCUCCCUCUGUGCAGCCAUCCAAACCCUCGGAAGAUUCUGAUUAUCGGUGGUGGCGACGGUGGAGUCUUAAGAGAAGUGGUGAAGCAUCCUUCCGUUGAGUCAGUAAUACAGUGUGAAAUCGAUGAGGACGUGAUCCAGGCCUCUAAGAAAUACCUGCCCAGCAUGGCUGUGGGCUACUCCAGCCCGAAGCUGACGCUCCACGUUGGGGACGGCUUCGAAUUCAUGAAACAGAACCAAGAGGCAUUCGAUGUGAUCAUCACGGAUUCUUCUGACCCCAUGGGUCCGGCGGAAAGCCUGUUUAAGGAAUCCUAUUAUCAGCUGAUGAAAACCGCCUUGCGGGAAGAUGGAAUUCUCUGUUGCCAAGGCGAAUGCCAGUGGUUGCACCUUGACCUCAUUAAGGAGAUGCGCCAGUUCUGUAAAUCGCUCUUUCCGGUGGUCGAGUACGCCUACUGCACCAUCCCGACGUAUCCCAGCGGCCAGAUUGGCUUCAUGCUUUGCAGCAAAAAUCCAAACACGAACUUCAGGGAACCGAUCCAGCUACUUUCUCAGGAACAAGUGGAAAAAAUGAGCCUUAAGUAUUACAACUCGGAUGUCCACCGAGCGGCUUUCGUCUUGCCAGAGUUUGCACGAAAGGCACUGAGUACCGUGUAAAAAACGCCACCGGAUAGCUUGGCUUCUUCCCUUGAUUCGUCUGGAGGUGGUCUCGGAGCGGCACCACCCUAACGGCAAAACAUUUCUCCGGCGAUGGCUCGGCCCUCCCGUCUGCAAGUCCGGGCACCUUCUCUUGCCAGCUGAAUGUGUCCCUUCCUAUGAUGUAUUUAAAAGAAAAAGGACUUGGCGUUCGGCCCCCUGGCAAGACUCCAAAACUUCUACUCAGGCCUUGGUUGCAGGCUGUGCUGUUCGGAGGUGGCUCCCUCCUCCAGGACUGAGUGUUAAACCAGUUGGUGUUUCCUUUUUAACUGCCCUGAUUCAUGGCUCUGUAUUUAUAGCUAACAAAUAUUUCCCCUCCCCCAAAGGCUCUUUUUAUGAGGCUCCCCUCCUCCCCCUCCCCUCCCCCAGCAAUAACUCAGCAGAUGUUCUGAACUAGGCUCCCUUAACAAGCAGGAGGCAGGAAUCGAUCCCGGCAAAAACCUCUUUUAUUUAGACGACUGUGAAUUGCGUUCAUUCACAGUCAGCAAGGCCUGUCCAAACAGUUUUUCAAAGGAAUGUUUAUCAACACAGACCUUAUCUCGUUUGGCUGCCACGUAACUUGUUUCCGACCGCAGCACAAGGCAAAACUUGGCGCAGAGUCUCUCAUAGUCACGGAAUGAACGAAUCGAUACCUGCAAAAGCCCACUCCCUCCUCUUUUUGUUUCCUGUAGGAGGGGCCAAUCACCUCCAAGGUGCAGCUUUACUCCUGAGUCGACCCUGUUUUCUGAGUUGUUCUGGUAUUCUGGCAGCUCUGCGCAUGCGCACACUGGGAACAGGCUCCAGCUGUUCCUCUGCCUCGCUGCUGUCUAACUCUCUCUCUGCCUCUGACGCAGAGUCCUCGCCCAAGCUUUCCCCAGCCCCCCAGGACUGGCCCAAGUUCCUCCCCAACCUCCUCACUGUCCGACUCCGCCGACAGCUUUGGCGGGCCACAACAGAGAGGGGCCUGGUUUGGCAGCACCCCCUCGUGUGUGUGUCCCCCCCCCUGAACAGUGUGAUGUUUUCAAAAGCAAACGCCCACUUGUCAUCUUUUUUUUUUCCCCUCAUUUUGUUUGUCUUCCAUAGGAGAAGCAAUUCCUUCCAUUUCACUGUUUUGGAUAUUUUUGUUGUGACCCAGGCCCAAGUAGAUAGUAAGAAACUCAGUCCAUGGAAAAACAAACAAACUUUAUUCGAACAGCUGGGAAUUACUUCAUUCCCAGCGUCGUUCAACUCAAAGUAAAACAAAUGCCUCCCAACACAAAUUCCUCCGUUAUCUCGCAAACUAUGGUCCAAUUAGGUAAACUGCCAAAGGCCCCUCCUGGCAAACCUCCAGAAGCCACAAAAACAAAGACAUAGACGAAGCAGAAGACAAAGCUAUCAAUGUUGUUUUCCGGCAAAGAGCCCAAACACCGUUGCUGGUCUUUUAAGCCUUAUGGGAGGGGCCAAUCAUCUCUUGUCCCUACUCCCGAGUCGUCCUCUCUGCUUGAGCUGCUCUUGCCUUCUGGCAGCUCUUCUCAGGCUCCUCCUGUUCCUCUGCCUCACUACUAUCAGUCUCUGGAGGCUCUGGAGUCCGCACCUCACUUCCCGAUGGCCCUGGCCUCACCUCAGCCUCAUCGCUGUCCGACUCCGUGGCCAGCUCCAUAGGCUGCUGACGGACCACAACAAUUUUGCCCUUUCCCUUGACGUGGGCUUGGAUGCUCAGAAACCUCUUUUUAGCUGACCCAAGAAGCGUCUGCCAGCUUUAAACUUGUGCUCUGCCAGCCCGCCCAUCAAGAGAGAGGAAGCGUUUUAAGCUCUUCUCUUCAUUUGGAGACGUCGCUUAUCAUCCACACAAAACCGCUCCCAAACUAACUCGUAAUCAUGCAUCUUUGUUAAGCCCGGGGCAGCCCGGGAACGAAAUGACGAUCUCUCCCAGAAACACGUUUUGUACGAACGUGAGGAACGGUCUCCCGUUUUAAGAAGAUAACCGUGAUGCAUUUUCGCAGGUGGUUUUGCAAAAAAUGAUAUUAUACCUUUCUUUGAGCCCGUUCUUGGUUGGAGUGUCUUGAGCUACGAGUGCCCAAAUUCCCAGCCUGAGAUGAUAAAGCUGUGCCCAUCUUCCUUCCUUUCAAAAGACCGAGAUGAGAUUCCAGUCCUCCUGGUUCGAAAUAAGGGCCGAGGGCUGGGAAUUCUGGGGGCUGCAGCCCAAAAGAUCUGGGAGGAAAGGGGACCUCUCAGAGACCCCUGAUGUUAGCCAGUUCCCCCCAUGUCGCUCAUUCUGCCUCGUGGGAAUAUUGUGCCUAGGUACAGUAUAGGCCAGAAGGGUAUGUCUGUAUGUAUGGUUUUGUUUCCUUUUUUUUUUUUAAAAAAACAAGACAUCAAAAAUGGA